UUGAUCCGAACCGGGUUAACCAGACUCAAAUCAACGAAAAAAUUGGCCCAAAAAUCAGUAACUAAAGCCCUAGAAAUUAUCGGGCCGGGUUCGAUUUUGGUUUUGACACCCUUAACGUAGAUAGAUAUGAAGGCAUAAAGGCAAAACAGGUAAGGAGGAGAAAGGCAUCGGAGAAGAAAAUGGAGGAAUCAAUUGAAGGAUCCCUUGUGGCGCCCAUCAUAUUCCUUAUUGUUGUCGCCGUUCAGUAUUUCUCCCGCUAUGUCCAACUCAAUACAAGUAGAGUUGCAGUAAAUGCCGAGGAGUUGAAGUUGCGGGCAGAAAUUAAGCAGCUGUUAAAGGAAGCGAAUGCGAUGCACAGCCUUCAACGUUUGCACAAGCUGCGAAAAUAAGGAGGACGGCAGCAGCCAAGGAGCAUGAACUUGCAAAAAACCACGAAAAGCUCAUGAAAGAGCUGAAAUCGUCAUAUGAUACACACUCAAAGGCCCUCAUGGUCAUAAAGAUCUUGACUUACUUCUUGCUGAUUAUCUGGUUUUGGAGUAUCCCUGUGGCUUCCAUACCUAAGCAGCUCUUUCAACCUUUCGGUAAGAUUUUGUCUUGGCGAGCUGGAGGUCCAGCAAAUGAAAACGUUAUGGUGGGAGUCAUUCCAUGGUUGAUAUUGUCCACUAGACUCAGCAAACUUAUCUGCAGGAAAAUAUUCAAAUAGGAGAGUAUAAGACUGGAUUUACAUCUGUCGAAAAGAACCAAGAUGGACAGUCUACUGAUGUGUAUUUAUUUGAUUGGAAUUAAUGUUAACAUCUGUAAAUGAAUUUUGUUCCUAUCAUUUUUGGUGUGAGGAGUAACUCCUAAA
Capsicum annuum is the source of this 847-nucleotide messenger RNA. RefSeq names its product protein GET1-like. The record is from RefSeq and is a predicted model, not a curated record. The coding region runs from base 443 to 703 and encodes 86 amino acids. NCBI's taxonomy places the organism in Eukaryota, Viridiplantae, Streptophyta, Magnoliopsida, Solanales, Solanaceae. The transcript has 7 exons.